AAGCUCGCCUUUCUGCCCGCCUCCGCCAAAGCAUCACCACGUGGUCCUCCCCUAGCAACCGGAGGGGAUGUCUUGGUACAGGGGGCAGCGACCAAGCUCGGCAGGCUGAGGCCAGAGGGGCAUAGCCGGGGCUGGGCGGUCUGUAAGGCAGGUGUAAGGCUCAGUAGUCUGAACGCUGUGUCCAGCGUGAGCUGCGACAGCUGCCUCCUCCUAAGCACCCAGUCAUUAGCACAACAAUCCGCAGCUCACUUUGCAUUUCCUGCACGAUCCAAAAGGCAGCCUGCAAAAAUGAGUCACCCUCACUCUGGGUCACUCGUAACCUACAACAGUCUUACAGACAAACACUUGGCUGGAUACUUCAGCAAUACAAGGAUAAGACGGCAUCUUCAGCGAUCGGGGCUGAUCUCAAGAAGUGGAAGAAUAAUAUCUGAGAAGGAGUAUCGGCUAAAUGCUGUGAGGAAGGAUCACCAAAGAUAUGUACGGGAAUGCCUAGCUCAGGCUAUAUUUCACAAGGUCCUUGACAUGGAGCGUCAUCAUCAGCUGGAAAUAAAAAGACAACUGGAAAAUGUUGUGAGGAGGGAGCGCGUUCAGAGACUCAAGGUGGAACGAUCAAGAAGAUCAGUGGAGGAUAUUAAUCCUCUGCUCUCUCCACGUCCACCAGCUGGUCCAAGAAGUCGCUAUGGACACCAUGUUUUAGCGGAUGGAGAGCAAUCUGGUCCUUCACAAGCAUCUUCCUCUCCUCGGCCAAACACUGCACCAGGAAAUAUGCAACGCCCAGUCCGACUACAGCCACUUCCUGGAUAUCCCACAGCAGGAUCCACACCAAAGACUCCUUCAAGAUCCAAACAAAAGUUCUUGGAACUUGAACAUGAUCAUCAGUUUUCCAGUGAGGGAGAUAAAAGCAUGCUGAGGCUUAUGAACUCAGUGGAUUAUUUGGCUGGACUAUCCCCAUACCAACUACCCAUCAUUAACAAUUAUGUGAUACCAGUGCCGCCUCCACCCCAAAAAGGAGAUAAGAACCUAAAGGGAGUUAGACACGGGACAUCCAGAGGGAGACGCUUUCGCCCAACCACUGCUCCAGAUGGCUUAGAGCAGCUGCUAACAAAGGAUUCAGGAAAAUUCCAUAAACCCUCAUUACACAGCAAUGCAUCUGUUACAAUGAUCUACCUAGGAAAAAGUGUGCACUUGUCUCAUGAUGACACCGAUUACAGAGAUGAAAUCAAAGUCUAUCAGCAGCAUUGUGGGGGAGAAAACCUUUGUGUCUACAAAGGCAAGCUACUGGAAGGAGAGACCUUUCACUUUACCUCAAAGCGGCACCAUGGUUUCCCCUUCAGUCUCACCUUUUUCCUCAAUGGACUACAGGUGGACAGGCUGAGCUCCUGCUGCGAGUACAAGCAUCGGAAAGGCAUGCGAUUGGGAGGCAAACAUGGAUACUUUGGCUUCGCAAAUGUAGACAAAGCCUCUCCUUGCUAUAGGUGUAUUAUUGCAAUGGGCCUAGACAAAAAGCCCUCUCCUCCAAAGAAAAAGAUGAAAGCAGACUAUGGAGAAAAGCAGGAGGAUUCUGUGAAGGAUGAAGAGCACAGUGAGCCAAGUGAGGGCAGUGUCGAGCAGGAAGCGACCAAACAUUCAACAGCAGACAUUUCAUCUCCUGGAAAGGAUCAGGAGCCUGCAGAGGACAAUGUGGAAAUUGGAGAAGAGGAAAGAAAAGAAGAAACACAAGAAGGGCCAGAGUCUGAAGAUGACCAGGAAAAUGCUAGUAAAGAUGAGUAUGAUGAAGAUUUUGAAGCAGAUGAAGAGAAAUCAGAUGAGAAAGUUAAUGAAGAAAGACAGGCUGAUGAUCAAAUGAAUGGAAUGUCAAAGUCACCCUCAGAUGAUGAAAAAGAUAAUUUAGACCAUGAAAAGGAGAGUAAAAGCUCAUCACAGAAGACACCUCAGGCCUCUGACAGCGAGAAAGAUGAAAGUGAUGGAUACUCAAACAGUGACUCGGAAGAAGAUAAACAAGAUAGGAAGUCUGCAUCCUCUCUCUCAUCCAGCCGUACAGUGUAUAGCGGUGAAGACGACUCUGAAACUGAAAAGAUGAAAGACCAUGUUAAGGGCAAUGAAAAGGAAGUCACUGAAAGGUCAAUGACACAUGAGAAGCAUGGAAAUGAGACUUGGGAAAGCAAACCGCUCAAAUCUGUGGAAAAUCAGGAAACUGAUGCAGUGGAGGAAGAAGUAAUAGAUGAAGCAGAAGAAACAAAAGCAGAGAUGGUGAUGCGGAAAGACAUUGAGUUUCUUCCUGGAAGUAUGAUAGAAAUACAUUGUCCAGGCAAUGAUGAACUCAAUGAGGAACCCAACCAUGUAGGGUCAAUAGCAAAUAAUAUAAGGGAAGGAGGGGAGGAGGAUGGAAGCAAUGCUAGGGAAGAUGGGGAGGAGGUUGUUCUAGAGCAUUUGGAAGGCAGCACUGUAGAAGCACAGGCUACAAACAAGGAUUCUCCUGAGGUUGAUGAAGAAGGUGAUUGUAAAUCAGUUCAAGAGAAAAUAGCAGAAGCAAUUGAAAAUGAUCAUUUGAGUUCUGAACCUGAGCCCAGUGAUUCUAGUACAGAUGAAGAAGAGGAGAACUUAACAAGUACAGCUCAUGAUAUAAAAGAAGAUGGCGCUUUCUUGGCAGAAGCAGGUGAAAAUGAGAAAUUAGCAGAGCAAGUGCUCCAAGGGGUAGAUGAGCAAAAAGCACUUGAGAAGGAGGAAGAGUCUGUAGCUCAGGAAGGAGCCACUGACACUGAAGAAGGAGGCAAUGAAACAGGUCUGGAGACAGAUUUACUGGCUAAGGAAGAAGCAGGAGCUGUGAUGGGACAGACAGUGGGUAAUGUACUCACAGUACAAGAAGAAGCAUCGGAGGAGCAGCAAAUAAUGGAAGAAGAUCUGGAGAGAAGUAGGGUAGGAAAGGAAAUGACAUUUGAGGGAGAGGGGAUGAUGCAGGAAGAAGUAAAUGAAGAUGAGGGGGCAGUGGGAAAGGCAACAUAUGAGGAGAAGGUGGUAGAGAAAGUAUUAUUUGAAGGCGAGGAAGUGCCUGAAGGAGAGGAGAUCAUGAAGGAAGCCACAUCUGAUGCAGAGGUGGCUAUGGGGAUGGCAGAAGAUGUAGGAAAGGCAGCAUCUGAGGCAGAGGAGGCUUUGGAAGCAGCAGGAUCUGAGGGAAAGGAGUCUGUGGAGGAUUCAGUUGCAGAAGGGAUAGAAUUGGAAAGAGAGGAGGUUGUGGAGGAGGCAGCUUCCGAGGGAGGGGUGGCUAUAGGAGAGGCAGAAUUUGCACUAGAGGAAUCAGUGAAGGUUCCCAUACUGGGAGCAGCAACUGAAAUAGAGGAAUCUGUGGAAUCAAGAGAAGUUCUGAUAGGUAAAGCAGUGACUGAUGUGGAAGAGGCAGCAACAGAAGAACAAUCCGAGGAGGAGGAUGUAAUGGAAGCAACCCGAGAGGAGAAAGAGACAAGAAAUGAAACCACGGAAGAAGAGUCAGAAGUAGAGGAAUCAGCACCUCCCAGGGAAGAAACCUCAUUGGAUAGAAAAAUAAAAAUGGAGAUUGCAAUAGAGGAAGGAGCACACAAAGAUGGGGAGAGCCUGGCGGAAGCACCUGAAGAGGAAGUAGCAGCCAUUGAUCCAGAAACUGAGGAAGAGGUAGCAGAUGAAGGAAUUCACAGAGAGGAAUUGGUAUCUGAGGAAAUAGCAUAUAUGGCAGAAGAACUGAUGAAGACGGGUGAGGAGAAAGUGACAGAGGAAGCAAAAGAGAAUAAAUUGUGGAUAGGAAAAAAGGUACCUAUUGAUGAAGCAUCAAUAGAUGAAUCCACAAUAAAUGAAGAGGCGGUAGCUGAGAGAGCAGAAAUGGAGGAGUUGGAAGUGACUGAUGGCAUGGCAAUGGAGGAAGUGAAGAUGGCUGAGGGAGCCACAAUGGAGAAAGUUGUGACUGAGGAGUCAGGAGAAAGAGAGGGGGAGGGAAUGUCAGAAUUACCAGCAUCUGAGGAGGCAACAUCAGAGGAUAUAGGAGGUAAAGGGAAAGUAAUGGGCAUUAAAACACCAUCUCAAGAAGAGGAGUUAGUAGAGAAAUCAGAAUCUGGUGAGAAAGGAAGUGCAGAUGUAUUAUUGGAUUGGAAGGUGCAGACAGAGGAUGCAGGACGUGAAGAGGGCCAGGCAGAGGAGGAUUCAGGCUCAGAAAAGAAGAAGGUGAUGACCAAGGAGAUAAUACCCAAUGACAACAUGGGAUUAGAAAGAACAUUGCCUGAGGAGAAGAACUUGAUGAUACCAGCAUCUCUGUUGGAUGAAGUGGAAGCUGUGGAAGCAUCACCUGAGGUGGAAGGCAUGACACAGGAAAUGGCAUAUGGCAGGGGUGUAAUGGAGAAGGAUGCAGUCCUUGUGGAAGAGGUAAUGGCAAAAAUGAGACGCACUGAUGGGAAUGACAAAACAGAGGAGGGAGAGUCUGAGACAACAGAAGAGAAAACUACAUUGAAACAAGUAGACAAAAGUGAAAAAAUAAAAAUAGGAAAGACAGAAGCUUUGGCUGAAUAUCCACAAGGGAGUCAUGGGAGUACAGAUCUGCUGGAAAUGGAGCAAAGGGAAGAAAGCCUGACAGACACCACAGGGGCAUCCAUUACAGAAGAGAGAAACUAAGGGGCUCCAUGGCAGAUGACUGCUCUAAUGCUGGACAUAAUUAUCCUGCCUUUGAUACAGUCCCAGGAAGCGGGAGAAAGACACAUCGGAGUGUCCUCAGCAGAUCUUUUGGUGAUCUUAUUUUGGGAAUACUUUUUUACAAAUCACUGUAGAUUUUGUGCUGGCUGUGACGUUUCCUCUCAGGUUUCAUUUUACUUUAUGAGUAGCAUAACCAUCAGUUUAUUUACUGGACCAGCUCCAGAAUGUGCAACAGAUAACUGAAGUAAGCUUAUAUAGCCAGUGCAGGAAAUCAUAUUCCUUUAUCAUUCUGGCAAUAAUAAUAAGGCUCUUUCCACAGCUGUCAUGAAUUUCUUUUUGAAAUACAGAGAAUUCUUACAUUGGUUAAAUUUGUAUUCCUCCCCACCAAAAAAGAACUCUGUGGAUUUUGUGAUGACUCUCUUGAAGAGAGGAGGUAGCUUGCUGGCACUUGCUAUAUACAGUGUGAAUGUAUGUCUGUAUAUAAAAUUGUACCUAUGUGAUUGUAUUCUCCUCACAGCCUACAUGCAUUUGUUGACUGUAAAUUCUUCAAGGCAGUGACUAUGUCCCCCUGUAUGUAUAUUGGUUCCCCAGCACAGCGAGGCCUGGAUUCUGACUGGAACAUCAUGAUGGCAUUGUAAUAUGAAUAGCAAAUAAUCGUAAUAAAAAUAAGGAGCCCAAUUCUGAUCUCACACAGCAGCAGUGCCAGUGAGUAGGACAUGUUAGCACAGAGGGCAGGCUUGGGGACUGUAAGGACAAUUGCUUCCCUCUAUUACAUGAAUCAUUUAGUGGAGAAAAUAGGGCAUAGAGAGGAAAUGUUUUUCUCUUCAACAUCCAGAGCAACAGGUCAGGACUCGACUUCAGAGAGCAUUAGACAGGGGAAGGAUCCAACAUGUGCAUGCACCUUGGUGCCAAUGGAACUUAGGCCCUAGGUUCCUUACCUGAGCACCAACUGAGGUAUACAGCACAGGGUGGGUGGCCAGGCACACUACCUUACUGCUACUGCUUAAAGGCAUUGUAAAGAACAGUCCCCCAAGCAGUCUCCUACUGAUCCAUGCCCAUGCAGAGCCAGCUUCUGCAUCUGGGCCCCUCUGGGUUUGACUGCUGCUGAAGUGGGAAAAUAACCCUGGCCCUGCAAUGGCUGCAUUUCCAACCAAGUCCAAUUUGUGCCCAUUCAAACAAGCAGAUCUGGAUUUGGAAGCAAGUUCCUGGAAAGAGAGUUGUGAGUGCUUGAGCGAAUGUCCAAACACUUGAGCAGUCUCUCUGAGAGGUGCAGUUUGGCUGUCUUUAGGGCUCUCAGUGGGCUUGGAUGAGGUCAAGAAUCAUGACCUGCAUUACAUGACCGGUCACAUAGCACGAAAGGCAAAUAAACAUGAAGUGGUAGGUCUGGUAAGUAGCCUGCAUACAAAAGGGUCAUUGAAGAGAUGAAGGGCUGAAAAUACGUUGCUGAGCUGAAUUCAACACUCCUACCCACUCUCUGCUUAAUCCACCUCUCUGGCUCCAAAUAGUAAGGCUGCGGUUUAAUUCCCAGCAUGUGGCUUGCCUACUCUUGUGUGGCUGGGCAGUUCUAGGAGCGAGGUGGCUGUGAAGGUGGAACCAUGACCCUGCCUGCCAGUCCCCUGGAGAGUGUUUUACAAAUCCAUGGAUACAGGGACAGACCAAUCACUAUGCUCCUCAGAUGAAACAACUGGAAUGCUGCCUGGUUUUCACACAGGCUGUGAAAGUGUCAGCUCUCGGUGCCAUCCCUCAAUGUGCGCCAGGCAGAAUCUGAGGCUAAGGUCUAUGAUGCUUUGGGCAGUGGCCUGGCAUAUCCAGAAGAAGUUUAAGAAAUUUAAGUCAGAGGCCAGAACAAAAUAACCAAUAUGAAAUAUCCCUGCUAGAUUAAGGCAGAAAAAAAUGUCAGUGCAGUCCUUCAGAGUGAAAAUUGGAUAAAAAGCGCCAUAAUUAGAUAAGGAACCUGUUAUAUAAGGAUGCAAAUGGAAGCUUUGGAUUCAGAACUGCACAAUUAUAAGUAUAAACAGCAGGCCUGAGCCUCUUCUCUUACUUUGCUGUCAAUCGGUAAAAAUUGCAAUGAGUGUGACUGGUGCCAUACUAAUAUAAAACUUAUGGAAAUGAGAAAACAGCUGGUUCUCACAGUAUUAAUCAGGCCACGCCCUUAUCAAAGCAAAAGCUUCCCAGCUUUGGUGGCAUCUGCACUGGUGAGCCAGGUUACACUCAUCCUCUUCAAGAGCCCUUGUGUGGCAGGGAUUCGCAAUUAGGCAUUGCUAGUGAGUGCUGAGCAAUACUCUCCCCUCUCUAAGCACUGAGUUUUAGUUUUCCAUCUUAGGAAAUGGAAUAAAAUCAAGUGGAUUUGCACUGACUUAUUCUUUGUUUUCACAUGGGAUAAUAAAUUUAAACAUGGUCAAGUACCUUGUGUUUGUUUUAAUAGAGUGUUGGAUUUGAGUUCCUGGGUCAGAGUCCCUAAUAUGCACUUUGAGAGAAAAAAGUAGCCAAGAUAAAUCAUAUAAAUGCAAACAAGGAAUUUCACGUGAUUAAACAAGAUUAGUUGCAGAUUAUUUUUGUAUUUAUUGGUAAUUUAAAUUGAGGCACUGUGUCAAGUGAGCCUGAGCUGCACAAUUUCAAUCCUUAGCCUUGUGUAAUUUGUGCAAUACUUUUCCUUGAAUGCAUGUACUUGAGUUGCAACUUUCUUGGUCUGUUUUUAUCCAUGGAAUGUCCUUAAAGUAUGAACCAGUAUAUUCCGCUGACCAAUACAGUUUCAAUUUUGUUCAAUAUUAACUGUGCAGUAAAUGGAUACAAUGUGUUUACACUAGUUACAGAUGAAUAAAUCUAGUAUGUUAAUUGUACUGAAUUAAA
Messenger RNA from Pelodiscus sinensis (Chinese soft-shelled turtle), 7500 nucleotides. It is a transcript of the gene ERICH3, whose product is annotated as glutamate rich 3. NCBI's taxonomy places the organism in Eukaryota, Metazoa, Chordata, Testudines, Trionychidae. The record is from RefSeq and is a predicted model, not a curated record.